CCCCCCAGCAGAGACCAGAGGAGGCAGUCGAAACUCAUUCUGUGUGCGUGAGAGAGAGAGACAGACAGGCAGGAGCGAGCAUAAAUACAUGGGAAAGCAAGCCAGGCAACUGUGUACACAGCAGCAAUUCAGCAGGGAGAAGUUGGAGAACAAGACUGGAGGUGAACUUCGAAAAGUACAGUGGAAAUAGAUACUAACUUCUAAGCCACAGAGCAUCAAGGCCUGGCACACGUUUUCUCAGCAGGUAUUUGGGACUUUAAUCUCCUGUCCUCACCUGCCCUCUGCACAGGUACAAACACAUAGAAUCAUGUCUUUGGCAGUGAAGGAGAAGACCCAAGUGCGUCUGGUCUUCCUGGGUGCAGCUGGAGUGGGCAAGACAGCAUUGAUUCAUCGCUUCCUGCUGGAUACCUUUGAGCCAAAGCAUCGGCGGACAGUGGAAGAGUUGCACACCAAAGAGUAUGAGGUGAGUGGAGCUACCAUUAAAGUUGAGAUCCUGGACACCAGUGGUAGCUACUCCUUCCCAGCCAUGCGUAAACUUUCCAUCCAGAACAGUGAUGCCUUCGCUUUGGUUUACGCUGUGGACGACGCUGAAUCCUUUGACUAUGUCAAGACUUUGCAUGAUGAGAUCCUUGAACUGAAAGAGGAUAAGUUUCCACCCAUUGUGGUGGUGGGCAACAAGGCAGAAGCAGGAGGGCUUAGACAGGUAUUACCUGAGGAUGCCCUUUCCUUGGUGGAGCUUGACUGGAACAGUCGUUUUCUGGAGACAUCGGCUAAAGAAAAUGAAAACGUGGUGGAGGUCUUCAGAGAGCUACUCCAGCAAGUCAACCUGCCCAGCCGACUGAGCCCUGCCCUGCGCCGAAGGCGGGAGACUUUUCCCAAGGAGCCACCACUGAGGCCCCCCAUGAACAAAGCCAACAGCUGUACAGUCUGUUGAACUCUGCAAGGACCGUAGCUGCAAGACUUUUUGAAAACUCUUGUGGGCUGAGUACAGAGACUAGGUUGCAUCCAUUGUAUCAGUGUUGUGGUAUUCUCUCAUUUAGGGGCUCAGGAAACCUGAGCAAAAUGUGAUGGUUUGUCAUAAUACUGUAAUUUCCACUUGUGGGGGAGGGCCCCAAAGCCACAAAUUUGUGUGCCAUUUCAUGCAUUCAGUUUUGAGUUGCAGCAUAAGAAUUGGGAUGCCUUUAAUGCCUGAGAAUCCUAGUUCUGUCCUGUUUUCAUUAUUCAUACCUGGUGUUAAUGCAGAGAUAGAAAAAAUGUGAAUAGCUAAGUUACAUUCUUGUUAUGGAUCCAGCUUGGUCAAGGUGAAUGAUCAGUGUAUGGUCACACAGACAAGUGUCUGUGGCAACACAGACAAAAUUCUGUGAGCCAUAUCACUGAAGUCAGGAGUUUGGAACUGCCAAAAGAAACAUUUCUUUAAUGGAACACCUGUUUAUUUCAUCAGACACUGAAUGACAGAACAUUUCUUUACAUGUUUGAAGCUGGGAAAGGAAGAAUGAAUUGUUGUCCAUGGAACAGCAAGUGCAUGUAUAUAUAUAUAUUGUGCAAGUGUGCAUGGAUCACUUUCCACACAAUCAGUGUUACUGCUUCUAGUGUUUGCAUUGAGUAUUUGCAUGGAUGUGGUCUAGUGCAGGUUUUGUUUGCAGUGAAGUAACCACUGUCUGAGGCAUCUGUGCAUCGUGGCAUUGUGGAAAGAAGUGUAUGUUACCUGGCAAUUUGGUCUGUGCCUCACUGUGUAUUACCUGCUUAGGGUUUUUUUAACCUUUUCAAAUGUAUCUAAUAAAAGAAACCUAAACUGCAAAAA
Molecule: messenger RNA, 1801 nt
Organism: Sphaerodactylus townsendi
Lineage: Eukaryota; Metazoa; Chordata; Lepidosauria; Squamata; Sphaerodactylidae
Product: GTP-binding protein Rhes-like
Exons: 1
Coding region: 308-934 (208 amino acids)
Molecular function (GO): GTP binding; GTPase activity
Source: RefSeq, a predicted model, not a curated record